UUUCCCUCGAUAUAGGCUGCUGCCCCCCAUUCCUUCUGACGCUGACCACGGCCGUGCACCGAGUCAACUCCGCAUGUAAUCCUUCCUGCCUGCACCCGAAUCCCAUCGGUUCUCCAGCCGCUGUGCCGGAAAUCCUCGACGCCUCGCGCUAGUUUCGUCUGGCGCCUUGGCGAUCCCCCAACGCCCUGGACCUCGCUCCCCCCUCCUUUUUUCUUGUCUCCGCCACAGACCUCAGGAACCUACAAACUAUCGAUUGUGCCAGAUGCUCCAGACCAAGGCAUCCACUCCUUCUGUUCCGGCCGCUCGCUCGUGAUUUUCCUCUUUCUCUCUCCUUGGUCCGCCACCCGUUGCCUUUUUUUCCCUUUUCUUUUUUUGGUCUCUCUUCCCUUUCUCCUUCUCCCCCUGCUGACGGCAGCAAUUGUGCCAAAGGAGAAAGACAUUCAAUCCCUCCACUACGGUCCUUCUUUCCUAACAAGCGCCAGGUUUGGCCUCCGGGACCACCUGGCCCAAUUCCCCCGAUUCCGCCGUCAUGGACGCAGAUUUUCUGCUGUCCUCUCCCCCACAGCUCUCUACAAGGAAAAGCUCCCAGUCCGAGAGCAUGUCCUUUACCCCAUCCACAAUGGACGACUCAAGCCAGGAUUGGACUCAAUGGAUGAGAUGGGACGACCAGGCCUUCCCCGAUAGCGUCAAGCACGAGUCGCAGUCGCCGUUCGGCACUCCGUUCAUACCGCCUAACUCGAACCCAGCAGACUCGCAAAUUAAUGGACUGCCCAAGGAAUUCUCCCCAGAUAUCCCGUUUGGAUUCAUGAACUUCCAAUUCGACCCUCUUGCCAUGCGAGACCACAGCCCAAUGCCUGCAGCUCCCCGUGCGAUUGAUGUCCAGUCUCGUCCCUCCAUCUCCGUUUCUUUGGCAGAUAAAACCGAAAUGGGUAGAAAACGAAAGUCGAGCAGCGACGAUGACACAGCCAUGACGAAUGGUGUGCCGGAUGCAGCGAGAAAAGUGCCAUCGAAGAAACGAGCCCACAAUGUGAUUGAGAAACGGUACCGUGCCAACCUCAAUGACAAGAUUGCCGAGCUCCGAGAUAGCGUACCCAGCCUCCGUGCAUUCGCCAAGCAGACGAACGGGGGUGGGCUUGACGACGAUGAUGGUGACGGAGUCGCUCCUGCCAACAAACUGAACAAGGCGUCCAUUCUUUCGAAAGCUACCGAUUACAUCCGUCACCUGGAAAUCCGGAACAAGAGACUGGAAGAAGAAAAUACUGCCUUGAAAAAUAGACUGCGCGAAUUCGACAAAGCUGUAGACCAGAAUGUCACAUCGGCAGCCUCUGUUUCGUCCCCCAGCAACUGCACCGUGUCCACGGAAUCACGGGGCAGCGCUUCACCAAGUGUCUUUUCCAAUCCAGAUGACGUGAGCGAGAGUUCUCCGACAUCCGCAUACCCACCAGAGGGCCUCAUCAAAGUCCCGGAUGCGUUCAAACGGAUGCGUGAAGCUUCCCGUCAGGGUGCGUACAGUGAGUCAUACAUUCAGUAUAAUCGCGACAACAGCUACGCGCAGGAUGAAUCUGGCCGGAGACGGUCACAUUUCCCCAACAAAUACAUGCUGGGAGCCUUGGCUGGGCUCAUGGUUCUGGAAGGCAUGGGUACGGAGAAGAAGACGGAGUCCACGGCGAAGGGACUGCUGGCAGUCCCCGUCAAUCUACUCAACCAUCUCCAGUCGCCCGCUUUCCGGUACUGGCGAUCCAUUUUGCGGGGCUACCUAUUUUCCUGGCAGGCACAAGUGAUCACGCAUUUCCUUGUGCUUGCUGUUCUCGUGGUUGGAAGCGCUUUCCUUGUCUUCGUCUAUCUGUUCAACUCGCAGCCUAGCCGCCAAUUCGACUCGAUCAAAUCCGCCGCCGCAUCCGACGUGGCUUUGUCAGCACCCUGGAACUUCAGAAGACAGGCCUGGCUCACCAGCAUCCAGCAGGUUGGCGUUCCACGCCAUAGUUUCUUCCGGGAAUGGUAUACCGUGACCUCUCGAUGCUUCGAGUACCUUUUCCGGUGCCUGUUCGGUUGGCAGUUAUAUUCUUGGGCCACGGGUGUCACUGAAGAGGAUGAAAGGGGCCGCGUGAAGACAUGGGAUAUCGCCAUUGAUGCCCAGCUUGCUGGUGGUGACCCAGAAAUCAGCAAGAGCCGUCUUGUCCUAACCAUCUUCGCAGCGGGGACUCUACCACGAAGCCCAAUGCGCAUGAUGCUGAAAGCCCUGCACUGCCGUAUCCUCCUGUGGCGCGUAGGAGAGGCAGGGUCCUGGACGUUUAACACCUCUAACGAUGUAGCUCGUGCCCUGGCCCGGUACCAGUGGGAUCUGGCACGGAAGAUGAACAAGCCCCUUCCUGAAGGCCAUGAGGAAGCUCUCCCAAGCCACCUGGCCGCUCUGCUUGAGAUGGAUUGUGAAGAAGUCAUGAUCGAUCCUAUUGUCCAGCGAGCAGCUAAUCUCACGUGGAAUCGGCCUACUCAGGAAGGUACCGAUGACGAUGGGGCUCUGUUGGAUGUUGUUGAAGAGGAUCCUGCCAUCCAAUCUUCGCUGGAUGCUCUCGCCUCCUUCUGGUCUAGCCACUUGCUGCAGCGCGCGAUCCUCAAAUACUUCGAGGCUAGCUCCGGUGGCCCCGCAGCGAGGAAGAGCCGUGACAUUUUCAAAGCCAAAAUAAAGCAUGCCCUUGACGUUGCUCCCAAACCCUCCGCUGCCCAUACGCGGGCGCUGGUCAUGAAAGCCGUCUUUUUCGACAACGGCCGGAUUGAUAAUAUCGGGCAAGUGCUCGAUGCUCUGCCUAGUGACAAGGGCAAGGCGACGUGCUGUCAGGCCUUCAACUUUGUUGACUCGUCUCUUCCGGUGUCCGUAAGGGAGGAGAUCUCGAUUGCUGUCCGUUGCGCCAUGAUCGCUGCCAUUUUCAAGGCCCGCGUCACCGGGGACGAUACGCUGCCUCCGUCGUUCACCAUCGAAAGAGCGAUUACUUGGUUUAGCCAGCUGCCUAUAGACCCUGUCGAAUUGACCUUAAUCGGCUUUUCCGCUGUCUUCCACCUACUCCAUAUAAUCUUUUCCGAUGCCGACUGCAGAUGUUUCGACUCACCAGCCUCUUCCGCUCCCCCAUCUGUUACGUCAUCCGCCUCUACCAUUUCCUCCGGUGACGAGGAGGACCUGCCUUUACCCCCGCGCCGUCAACCUUGCCUUCCCUCACACUUCACCCCGAACCUAGGACGUGUUGCUUCCGAGCUCCUGUAUUGGGCCCGCAACGCAUACAACCCAGCCUUCUACGGUUUCACACCGAGGCAUGUCGAGGUAGUCGAGAACGAAUGCAGAUUCCUUUGUCGCAACGCUGGUAUCAAGCUGGAAGACUUUAUUCCGCGUCAGGAAAAGUCAUCCAAGAAGCGCAAGCAAAGAAAGAAGAAGAGGAGCUCUCGGAAGAAUUCAGCAUAGGCCAGUGCGGCGCGGUAACAGGCCAGCAGUGGGACCACUGAUCUUGCGAUUCUCGAUGGUGUGAUUCCAGUAUUUAAUUGAUCUUUAUUUGGGUUCUACAUGAUUACAUGGGUGUUAUGGGGGCUUGGCUGGCAAAGUACGAGGCUACAUUGAUGGGUGGGAUGGAAUGGAUAGGAUUUGGGUCAUUUACCAUGUUUUGAACGGGUCUCAUUCCUUGAUUUCAUAUGUUUGUUGUCAUCACUAUCGUCAGUCGAUCUUUAUUUCCUUAUUUUUGUUUUUCCUCCGUAUUUUCUUUUUCAUCAUAUUUGCCGAUGCCAUUGUUGUUCCAAAAAUACGUCGUGUUUGAGAACCUCUUCCCUCACAUAUGCGUUCGGGCGGGCUUUUGAUCAAGUGCUUGCUUUUACGAUCAGAGAGUCGGUGACAGGGUAAGGUGGGGAGUAAAAUAUUCGCCCAGAGAAUCUUGGCAGGGGAAGUGUUUAUAUGUGGCGUUUCGGUUUUGUCUUGAUGUACUUGUUCAGUCAUCGCAGAGCAGGGCAGAUGAAUUGAUCUACUGUUCUCGCUGCGAUUCCUUCAUUUCUUGUAUAUCGAUUUUACACGUGACUGCUUGCGGUUAUUCUUAGGUCGAUACUGUCUCAUGGACGAGGGAACGAGGCACGGAGGUACAUUAAUAUAAUACAAGGGCAUUGAGGAUUGA
This is a messenger RNA of Monascus purpureus, 4145 nucleotides long. Lineage: Eukaryota; Fungi; Ascomycota; Eurotiomycetes; Eurotiales; Aspergillaceae. The record is from the annotation of a GenBank genome assembly.